Messenger RNA from Entelurus aequoreus (snake pipefish), 477 nucleotides. RefSeq names its product histone H2AX. Gene Ontology annotation, molecular function: DNA binding; protein heterodimerization activity; structural constituent of chromatin. Bases 30 to 458 code for a protein of 142 amino acids. The transcript has a single exon. The record is from RefSeq and is a predicted model, not a curated record. Gene Ontology annotation, cellular component: nucleosome. Lineage: Eukaryota; Metazoa; Chordata; Actinopteri; Syngnathiformes; Syngnathidae.
ACACGGAGUGUUCCAGCAAACCGUUGAGAAUGUCAGGACGAGGAAAGACCGGUGCCAAGGCCCGCGCAAAGGCCAAGACCCGCAGCUCCAGGGCAGGUCUGCAGUUUCCAGUCGGUCGAGUCCACCGCCUGCUCCGCAAAGGUAACUAUGCCCAGCGUGUGGGCGCCGGAGCGCCCGUCUACAUGGCUGCCGUGCUGGAGUACCUCACCGCCGAGAUCCUCGAGUUAGCCGGCAACGCCGCCCGGGACAACAAGAAGUCUCGCAUCAUCCCUCGCCACCUGCAGCUGGCGGUUCGUAACGACGAGGAGCUGAACAAACUGCUCGGCGGCGUCACCAUCGCCCAGGGCGGCGUGCUGCCUAACAUCCAGGCCGUCCUUCUGCCCAAGAAGACCGGCCAGGCUGCCGCGGCUACCGGCAAGUCGGGAAAGAAGGCCUCCUCCCAGUCUCAGGAGUAUUAGCCACGCGGCCAACAACUUU